Prunus armeniaca (apricot) is the source of this 972-nucleotide messenger RNA. Lineage: Eukaryota; Viridiplantae; Streptophyta; Magnoliopsida; Rosales; Rosaceae. The record is from the annotation of a GenBank genome assembly.
AUGAGUCAAGGCGAUCACGUGUGGGGCACGGACAUGUUGGAAGUCAGCAGCAGAUGGGUAGGGGAGGUUGGUGACGGUCCGCUCGUUCCUCACACCUACUGUGAUGAAAAUGACAUCCACAAGAAGCUCGAUCUUGGCCCGAACACGAUCAAUGUUCAUCAAGCUUUGAACAUCCUUGCCAGGUUCUGUGGAUUGCGCUGGUUGCUGAGUGAACAUCGGAAGGAGGCUGAUGGUCUACCCCCAGCCGAAGAUGUUGAAAGAUGGGAGCUGCAUGGCUCGGACCUAGAUGAUCUGCCAGUUGAGCGGGAGAAGUCCUCGACCAAGCUUCCUCAUUCUUCCACGAGCAAGUCUUCCGUAAGGGGGUCUCGAGUUGCUUCUUCAUCCGCCAAGAUCAAGCGCCUCGUCAGCACGAACAGUAAGAAGAUCAAUGGCAUGCAGGAGGUCCGAGAUAUUCUGCUCAGGUAUCCGCUCGAACUGCCUAAAACCCAUGAUCUACCUUGUGAGGAGGCUGUUGAGAAGCAGGGUUUGAGUUGCUUGUGCCGAUCCUGGGAUCAAACUGAGAGGACUGUACAUCUAUCUAGCAAUCACGACUCGUCUGCAAAGCCACGAACAGUCAAGCACGGAGCUAACUCAAUGUUGCGAGUUUCGGCCAAGAGAGCUAAAGAGUCGUCCGCUCGAGCAAAGACCACGGAGGCAUCCAAGCAUGAGAUUGUUGCUAAUGCGUACAAGCUGGGAUACUCGGAUUGUAGGAAUAGUGCUUCUCCUUGUUGCCCUCUCGAACAUGAAGACGGUAAGCAGCUUUAUCUUGACCUGCCCCCUGCUCAAAGUGAGCAGAGCAAUACUGUGGAUGCAGAAGCAGUUGAAGAGCAAAUAGCAGAUGAAGCUGCAAUGGAGGAAGACAACUCCCAAGGUGGCGUAGCUGAUAUGGUUAGACCAUAUGCGAAGGAGCAGGCAGGUGAGGCCGUUAAGUAG